CUUCAAUUCAAUCCCUACUAGCCUAGUACUCCGUACAAUACAGUAACUACCUAGUACUAGGCACUGUGGUACAUCCUAGGUUAGUAACUUUCGCAAAACAUUGAACAUUCAACUUGAAUACAAUACCGACUUACUAUGUGCCUAUUUUUACCUCUCUUUCUUUCAUUUCUGUCGACUUGCUCCGCUUAGUCCAUGGUCUUUUUGCCAACAUGUUGAAGUCGACCUACAAACCUUCCUCGAACGUACCACCCCCUUUGCCUCCCGGCUGGACUGAGCAUAAAGCUCCCACUGGUCAUACAUACUACUACAACACGACCACCAAAGAAUCCACCUACAAACGUCCUGGCACAACAUCACUUCCAGCCGGUACUGCUAUCACCCAACCAGCUCCUCUUCCUGUGCCUCAAGACCCUCACGCGAACUUCCUUCAGUAUUCAACUGUACCCCAGCUUUCCGAUCCAAAUAUAGCAAAUGCCUUCCUUGCCCAGUACGAUCCGGCGCGUCAACGCCAAGCGCAACACCAGCAUCAUGGUAACCGUGGUGGACAUCGAGGGGCCCCAGAUGGUAGAGGGGAUCGACCACAUCCGCGUCCCCAACCGAUAGAUAAGCCAAAAUCUAAAGUUGCUAUACCAGGUUGCGAGCCUUGGUUGUUAGUAUACACAAAGUAUGGCCGUAGAUUCGCUUACAAUCCCGUCAAAAAUGCCAGCUACUGGAGAAUACCCGAGAAAGUCAUGAAAGGCGUGCUAGAGCUAGAUAUCAAUGGGAUCAAGGAGAAAGCGAUGGGUACCCAAAGCGAAAACGUAGAUGCAUCUGAGCCGGCAUCCGUAGGACCACAAAAGGAAGUUUCCGUCGGACCUACAGAGGAGCCGGAAGAGAUAGGUUCCGACUAUGAAGAAGUUGAGGUCACAGAUGACGAGGGCGAAGGUACAGGAGAGGGCGCCGAAGAUGAGGGCGAGGGCAACGAUGAACAUCGACCGAAACGCCAGCGCACUGAAGACCAGACCGACGAUAUGCCCGUAGAAUUUAACGAGGACGAUAUUGCCUACCAAUUACAAGCUAUGGGUGCGGAAUAUGGCCUCGAUCCGGGCGAGUAUGAUGAUGGGAAUCCAGAUGCGUGGCCCGACGGCGCUGAAGGCCUCCCCCUCUCCGACACUGACGCUCGAGAACUAUUCAAAGACCUUCUCAAUGACUACGGCAUUAAUCCAUACUCACCAUGGGAGAAAUUAAUUGAAGAAGGCCGCGUCGUCGACGAUGCGCGGUACACGAUACUGAACACAAUGAAAGCGCGCAAGGAGGCUUGGGAAGAGUGGAGCCGUGAGCGCAUCCAGAUUCUCAAGGAACAGCGUGCCAAAGAGGAAAAGAAGGACCCCCGCAUACCAUACAUGAACCUCCUCCAGCAGAAAGCGACCCCAAAACUGUACUGGCCAGAGUUCCGACGCAGGUAUAAGAAGGAGGGUCCUAUGCGUGACACGUCUCUCACUGACCGCGAUCGCGAGAAGUGGUACCGUGAACACAUCAACCGACUCAAACUAUCCCCGGAUACCCUCAAGAAGGAUCUCACCGCGUUACUGCGCAGCGUUUCUCUUCACGUCCUCAACAACAAGUCCCAUAUGGAGAACCUACCGCCGCAAAUUCUUACUGACUUGCGCUAUAUUAGCCUGGACCCCAAGAUACGUGAUCCCCUGAUAGAGACUUACAUCCAGAGUCUAGGACCACCGCCCGCAGAGGGCGAGGCGGAGGAAGAGGAUGAUGCCACACGUAAGGCAAGGGAGGACAGGAGAAAGAGGGAAAAGGCGCUCGAGGAGCGGGAGCGCAUUGUCGCGGAGGAAAAGCGCAGACAGAAGCGGCAGCUCGAGUAUGGAAAGGCCGCGCUACGAGAAGAGGAGCUUGAGCUUGAAAGGGCUAUGCAUGUUGGGAAGAAGGGCUUGCAAGGUCAGUUACUAGCUGCACAAAAGGCCAAAGAAGCGGCUGAGUAGGUAAUGUCCAGGUUGCUACCAUUUGACGUUGUAUGAAUAUCUAUCAAGUACCCAGGGUACCUAUCCACAUACCAGGGGUACUAGGCUUGAGUUGGUAGUUGACAUGAGGCAUUGUUACGGCCAGAAAUAGCAACCCAUCAAUGAUUAUAGGGUUAUCAAGAAACGCCCAAUGUCUUUUCUUUUACAUAUAAUGAUAAUUUGUCAAAGCUUUUGUUUCAUUCAUGAUCAUUAAAGUCAUGUAAGCUACCUAGCAUUUGUGCAGGAUUUCUAGCUUAACCUCGAUACCUCACUCCUCCCGAAUCAUAGCCAAUUGUCGAACCAGGUGACGGCUUGAAUGAAGGCUUGCUCUCUAGCGAAGCGAUCCGUUUUCUUGUUGGGGUCACCUCGGACGGAGAAGCCGUGCUCGACUUGAGAGUAUAGGUUGAUCUGGUAGGGAAAGCCAUUCUUGGCGAGGAUUUCUUCGGAGCGGUGGCGCUUGUCCGCCGGGAAUAUGGUAUCGGUCUCGGCCGCAGAGAUAGAUAGUGGCGCCUUGAAUCCCUCGAGCUCGUCCUCAUCCACAAAGGACGGGUGUGCCAUGUAGCCUACCUGUAUGCCAUUCUUGAAGUGGCGCGCAACAUACUGGAUAGAUAUAAGUAACCUAACUGUAUAAUGGAGACAGAAAUAAAAUAAAAUAGAAUAAAAUAAAUGCAUACCUUGGCUCCGAAACAGUACCCAA
Messenger RNA from Hypoxylon fragiforme, 2691 nucleotides. RefSeq lists its product as uncharacterized. Gene Ontology annotation, molecular function: transcription coregulator activity; RNA polymerase binding. Gene Ontology annotation, cellular component: nucleus. Bases 210 to 1976 code for a protein of 588 amino acids. Lineage: Eukaryota; Fungi; Ascomycota; Sordariomycetes; Xylariales; Hypoxylaceae. The transcript has a single exon. The record is from RefSeq and is a predicted model, not a curated record.